AUGCUGUCACCAACCUCAUCGACUUGCCAGUCGCCCAGCUCCAACAGGUACAGCACAUGUCGCGCCCUGCAAUCACUCCUCGCUAGCAACCUUCCCACAGCGCUGUCUUCGAGUCCAAAGAUCAUCCGUGCACCACCACACCUCGGCAGCCCCAUCGUACUCAAAUCUGGACCUCGCGCGCAACCGAAAAAGGCGAAGUCGCAUACAAUGCCAGAAGCCAAGAUCACAAAAUCGCAACCACGCACGCCACCGCGCAGCAAUCUCAAGCGUCGCCGCUCCUUCAGCGACGACGAUGACGGUCCCGCGCGCGACCAGGAAAACGUCGAGCAUGCCAGACCCUCCACACCGAAGCGCCAGCGCACAUGUCCGCCCACCCUCCCUCUCGGCCUCGAGCGCGAGGACUUCGACGCACUGAAACCCGUCGCCACACCACCGCACACGCCCGAAGCGAAGCCCCCACCCGCGCGCGCAUGCCGAGGCGACAACGACCCCGAGUGGUCCACGGGCGACGACAGCGCGCUCGUCGCGCUCAUCCUCAACAAACUGCGCCUGCGCCAGAGCGACUGGGACGAGUGCGCCAGGCGGCUCGGCAAGGAAAAGGACAGCAUCGGCAAGCGCUGGGCCCACCUGCUGGGCGAUGGCGAAGUCGGCCUGCGCAGGGGUUCCGGCCAGCAGAAGAGGGGCAAUGUGCACAAGAUGGAAUUCGGGCCGCCACUGCCGGCGGUGCCUAGGGAGUGA
Letharia lupina is the source of this 738-nucleotide messenger RNA. RefSeq lists its product as uncharacterized. NCBI's taxonomy places the organism in Eukaryota, Fungi, Ascomycota, Lecanoromycetes, Lecanorales, Parmeliaceae. The record is from RefSeq and is a predicted model, not a curated record. The transcript has a single exon. The coding region runs from base 1 to 738 and encodes 245 amino acids.